Tarenaya hassleriana is the source of this 1415-nucleotide messenger RNA. Its product is annotated as KH domain-containing protein At3g08620. Gene Ontology annotation, biological process: regulation of mRNA splicing, via spliceosome. Gene Ontology annotation, cellular component: nucleus. NCBI's taxonomy places the organism in Eukaryota, Viridiplantae, Streptophyta, Magnoliopsida, Brassicales, Cleomaceae. The coding region runs from base 155 to 1000 and encodes 281 amino acids. The transcript has 7 exons. The record is from RefSeq and is a predicted model, not a curated record. Gene Ontology annotation, molecular function: mRNA binding.
UUUACUUCCUCUUACAAUUACCAAAAAGACUAUGGUUGCAUCUUCCUUUCUCUCUGCAACCACAUCACCCGAUCUGCUCGCUCCCCUUUUCCGGGUAACCUCUUUUCUUUGCUUCUCUUUUUGAUUUUGCUGACAGCAUCAGAGCAUACCCACCAUGUCUGGCUUGUAUAAUCCCAACUUCUCACCCGCAAGAGCAGCUUCUCCUCAGAUUAGAAGCAUCCCUGAUGUUGAUAGCCCCUACUUGUCUGAGUUGUUAGCGGAGCACCAAAAGCUCGGGCCUUUCAUGCAGGUGCUUCCCAUAUGCAGCCGACUGUUAAAUCAAGAGAUAUUUCGGGUUUCUGGAAUGAUGUCCAAUCAAGGGUUUACCGAUUUUGAUAGACUGCGGCACCGAAGUCCUAGUCCAAUGGCUUCACCAAAUAUAAUGUCUCAUGUUCCUGGUACUGGGUUAGGUGGUUGGAAUGGCCUUCCACCAGAGAGAUUAGGUGGACCAACUGGAAUGGCAAUGGAGUGGCAAGGUGCACCGGCCAGCCCAAGUUCAUACACGGUGAAGCGCAUCUUACGUUUGGAUAUUCCAGUUGAAACAUAUCCAAAUUUCAAUUUUGUUGGAAGGCUUCUGGGCCCUAGAGGCAACUCUCUGAAGCGAGUGGAAGCCACUACAGGUUGUCGUGUGUACAUUAGAGGAAAAGGGUCAAUUAAGGAUCCUGACAAAGAAGAGAAGCUAAGGGGGAAGCCAGGCUAUGAGCAUCUCAAUGAUCAGCUGCACAUCCUAAUCGAGGCUGAUCUUCCUGCCAAUGUUGUGGAUAUUAGAUUGCGGCAGGCACAAGAAAUUAUCGAGGAGUUGCUCAAGCCUGUGGAUGAGCCACAGGACUACAUCAAGAGGCAGCAACUGCGGGAACUUGCGAUACUGAAUUCAAACUUGAGAGAAGACAGUCCAGGGCCCAGUGGCAGUGUAUCUCCUUUCAAUUCAAAUGCAAUGAAACGCCCUAAAACGGGACGCUAAGAGAUUGAUGUACCUGUAAGGAGGGAGGGUACACAUAUAUAUAUGAGUUGGUUCCUGUGCUACCCUCUUAUUAUGAUCCAUACCGAUUCAGCACAAAGUACAAGGGUCGCCCAACAGUUCAUGCCGGUGAGCUUUUUCUGCUGGGUUGUGUUUCUCAUGUUUUCCCUCUAUUCAGGGGGGAGAAUACAAGGCAGACAACGUAAAAUAAAAUUGAAAAAAAUAGUUAGAUGUUUUUGUGUAGGUUUGAUGUAUUUUUAAGCCACAGAGAUACAUUCUUUGGAUUAUUUUUUUGUUCUGGAGGGGCGUGGAAAUGUAUACAGAGAUGAAGGCCGCCAUGGAUAUGGGAUCCUUGGUCGGCUGUGUAUGUAAAAUCACACUCUGCAUUUUAAUACUAAAAUUAGCCACCAGUGUUUUA